This is a messenger RNA of Malaya genurostris, 5730 nucleotides long. RefSeq names its product protein mahjong (gene mahj). The transcript has 7 exons. Gene Ontology annotation, molecular function: protein binding. Bases 546 to 5231 code for a protein of 1561 amino acids. Gene Ontology annotation, biological process: protein ubiquitination. Gene Ontology annotation, cellular component: nucleus; Cul4-RING E3 ubiquitin ligase complex. NCBI's taxonomy places the organism in Eukaryota, Metazoa, Arthropoda, Insecta, Diptera, Culicidae. The record is from RefSeq and is a predicted model, not a curated record.
GUUCCAUUGCAUUUCGCGGAGAGUGAAAGCGUAAUAUUCAAUAGUUUUCCGAUAAACGUGUAUUUUCAUUUGACCGAUUUCAAGUGCUGAAAAUUCUUGUUUUGCGGUGAACUUUUCCACUUUCUAUAUUUCCAAUCGAAAGUCCCGAAUCGCGAGACACGUUUCCGAUAUUUAUUGUGAUCGGAAAGUUCCAAAAUUUAGCAAGCUUGUUAAUUUUUUUCCCCAUCUAUCCGUCAUCACAUCACGCACGCAAUCACGGAUUGACCGAACGACAGACAAGUAUCGAGAAAGAAGCAUAAGAACGGUUGUUUGCUUGGCUAUAGAGUGUCGCAUCACGGUGAAUAAUAUACGACGAAAGCGAGCAGCACCCGGUUGAGGUUAGGACGACCGUAUUCACUCGCUUUGCCUGCUGCGGCAGCUGAUGUGCAACUGCUGCUGUAAAAAUAGUGCGUAUAGUGCUGUCAAAACGACGUAGAAGAAAAAAAUCCCCGUUUUCGGAAGGCUCCGUUACCUACCGUUGCUUAGCUCCGGUGCUAGCACCGACAAUGGCAUCUCCGAUCGAUCAGACGGAGGUACUGCGGGGCCGUGACUUAACCCGAAUAUUUCAGCUAUGGGAAGAAAGGCACAGCAUUCCGGGGUACGAUCCGGAACCGAUAGUGACCAGAUUAGCGGAAAUUUUCGAGGAAGAAACCGAAGUGUACAUGCGUAAAGAUCCGGAUCCGUUUGACGAACGCCAUCCAUCGCGUACCGAUCCCAACAGUGAUUUGGGUCGUAUAUUGAAAACGCUUUUCCGCAAAGACCACUUCAUGACCCGGCUGGUGAAUGACUAUCUGCGAGACAAUUUUUUCACCCGACAAAACGUUCAGCAAUGCUCACAGCCACUAAAUAUAGCAGCUUGUCGGUUGAUUUUGGUUAUCAUGCCAGGUCUGGAAACGUCAGCGGUUUUUCAAGCUGAAUUUGAUCAUUUAAUUACAAGAUUAUACGGUUGGGCAGAAUCCAGCCCGGAACCGCUGCAGAGCUAUGCCACGGGUCUGCUGGGGGCGGCAAUGGAAGUUCAGGAGAUCGCUGUCAGUUUUCGGGAACAGAAUAUUCGACUUCUGCCGAUCAUGUUGCGAAGGUUGCAUCUACUCCAGUUGGCCCAUCGGAAUCGGGACCGGUUGGUUGAGGCUGGCGAAGGAACUAGUAGCACUGCAUUUCAAAGAAUGUUUCAGGGUGAAGCAGCCCCAAUUAGCGGUAAACCACCGUUCGACAAUCAUCAGAAUCACUCGCUAACGGAGAAUAGCGGUGGUGCUGAUGAUGAUAAUCGACCGUUUGCUCAUCUGGGUCCUUCUGAAGGAAUUGGGACUACACCGGCCAAUGGACCAACUCCGGUAUCGAAUUUAAAUACACUUUUCCAGAACGAAAACAGUCAAAAUACGCAGGAUAACGGACAGAGUAAGCCGGCUACCCACCGGAAUCUGAUUCCGAUCUACCCGGCAACAAUUGCCACCAGUCAGAUGCUGAUCCUACGAUAUCUAACGCCAAUGGGAGAGUACCAGGAAUUUCUACCGCACGUUUUCGAGCACAAUGCCAUGAGUUUGAUUUUCCGUUAUAUCGAGAAUUUGGAUGCCAAGGAUACUUGUCUCGCGUUUGAAGCGCUCAAAUAUUUAGCUUCGCUGUUAUGUCAUAAAAAGUUUUCGCUAGAAUUCAUCGCCAACGGUGGCCUUGAACGGUUGCUUAAAGUGCCCCGCCCGAGUCUGGCAGCCACCGGAGUUUCUAUCGCGUUCUACUAUCUGGCCUAUUGCGAAGAUGCAAUGGAGCGGAUUUGUUUGAUGCCACAGAAAAUAAUUACCGAACUGGUGUCGUAUGCCCUGUGGCUUCUGGGAUGCUCUCACGAUUCGGGGCGUUGCCAUGCAACGAUGUUUUUCGGGCUUAGCUGCCAGUUCAAGACCAUGAUGGAUGAGUUUGAUAAGCAGGACGGCCUGAGGAAACUGUACAACGUCAUAUCCGUACUGCCCAUCCUUUUAUCGACCGACGAAUACAAUCUGAAUGACGAUGAGGAAUGUGCCGCCCGGCAAGUCGUUCGGCACGUGUGUGUCGCUCUGAAGAAGUUUUUCGAAAAUCAUCUGUACUACAAGUACAGUCAGGUGACGCGUCAGCAGUGCCCAACUGGAACUUUGGCGCAGCCAGUUUUUAAAUCGGUCAAAAAUUCUCCCGAAGUCAUCAGUGACCAAAUCAAGACACUGCAAGAACUGUUGCCGAUGAAAGCUCUCUGGACACCGGUGGAUGAGUUUUUGACACUGGGCGGAGUAAAUCUGUUGCUUCGAAUCAUCGCCCUGGCGUACGAGUGGAACUACAGCGGGCGUUCUUGCAGCGCUGAAACGGUGCGAGCCGCUCUGGAUGUGCUGAACGUGUGCUGUGUGAUUCCACGGGUUCAUACGGUGUUCUGCGAGCGAAUCGAAUUUCCGGACGAAGGAUCGGCCGCUGGAAUUAACAUCGUUUUGGGAGCAGCGGAAGGUGAAAUUGUGGCAGAUGCCGAAGUGCAGAAAUCAGCACUGGCCGUGCUGGUCAAUACGGUUUGUGCACCAAUCCAUCGCCCUAGUGGAUCACUGGCACGUUUUGGGUCAGCAAAAAAACGAAUGCCGAAUAAAAAUUCGGAAGAAUUGCUGCAGAAAGUGUGGGAGAGUGUUCGGUCAAACAAUGGCAUCAUUGUGCUGCUGUCACUGAUGUGUGUAAAAACGCCCAUCACUGAUGCAGAUUGCAUUCGGGGGAUGGCCUGCCGGGCCCUAGCUGGUCUGGCGAGAUCGGAAACGGUACAGCAGAUUAUCGGCAAGCUGCCGCUGUUUGUGAAUGGACAAUUACAAAGUCUAAUGCGGGACCCAAUUUUGCAGGAAAAGCGCGCCGAACAUGUCCAGUUCCAGAAGUAUGCUUUGGAACUGAUGGAACGAGUUUCGGGAAAAACAAAAACCUUUACCAAUCAGCUGGAUACAUCACUGGCCGACAUCCACAAAGCAAAUGUGGUUGCUCAAACAAAAAUACAGUUCAACGAACAGCAACUCUAUCAGCUAAUCUAUCAACAUCUGGUGGCGAGAGGUUUGAACGAAACGGCUUCCAGUUUGGUGAAAGAAGCCAACCUCACAAUUCCAACACCUCUGCAACAGCAGCUCCAGCAAGGUCCCAGCAUUGGGCGAAAUCUGCAUCAUUCACCGUUCGCUUUCCGGUCACCGAAUGCCACCCUCAUACAGCGAUCGAGAAUUCGCAGCAAAACCACAGAGGCCGUGUUCAAUCAUUCUUCGGCUCAAGCCAAUUUGCAAGCUGCCCUAGCUGCUGCUGCUGCUGCCGGUGCCGAGGGUAACGGUAUGAACAAUGCAAACGGCAACUGUGAUGUUCAUCCUUUGCGGAUGGACGUUCCGGGCAGUGCUGGCACUGCACCGACUCCCGAGCAAGUUCCGAGUGAGCCGUUCACUCCAAUCAAGCUUAUAAAAAAGACCAAUACGGGUAGCAUUAGUGCUGGCGGGCCCGUCGGCGGUAGCUCUUCCCACGGUAACUGCAGCAAUCUAAACACUCCCUUCUCCUCCUCGUCUAGCAGCAACAACAGCAAUCAGCAGCGUUCGUUGCAGAAGCAAAUAUCCGCCACCAUCGGUACAGCUUCGUUCCUUGUUCCGGCGUCGACGUCUUCCAAAAGCACUACCGUCGAUAUGCCCGGUAAUACGGUAACACUGGAUACCAUCAUAACCGAGUAUCUUACCAAUCAACAUGCCUUGUGUAAACAUCCGAUGUCAACCUGUCCACAGUUCGAUCUAUUCGUACCGCACAAGUGUCCGGAUCCGCGUCCAAACCGGGCCUCCGGAAUGAGUACGAACUUUGCAGCACGGUUUUUCAAACGACACGCCGGAUUUUCCUCCCGGCGGUACGAUCGCCGUUUGGUUCACUCAAACUUUUCUGCCUCGCGAGUGCUGCGACCGCAAGAUUCGGAAUUUUUCUUUACGUGCUGUGAUUUUACGCCAUGUGCCACAAAACUGAUCACCGGUUCGCACAGUGGAGAGGUGAAAAUCUUCAACCUGAGCGACAGCAACGAGGAGUUUAGCUACUCGUGUCACGAAUCGUACUUGAACUCGAUCAAAUGCAGCAAGGACGGUCGGCUACUGUUGACGUCCUGCGCGUGGCGAUCUCCGAUGUCGGUUCUGUGGAAUAUCGAGAGCAAUCGGUUUACACACAAGCUCCAGUGGGACGAGGAAGAGUAUCUGGAGUUUCCCAACGUGAAGCAGGAUAAGGUGCUGGCAACGACCGGCGAGGUUGCUACGAUCUACGACAUCAACACUGGACAGAAAAUUCUCUCGUUGGUCCCAAACAUCUACAACCAGUACUCGAAAAAUCGCGCUACGUUCUGCCCGUCGGAUGAGCUGGUGCUGUCGGAUGGUGUCCUAUGGGACGUAACUUCGGGCAAAGAGAUUCAUAAGUUUGACAAACUGAAUCAGACUAUUUCCGGGGUGUUCCAUCCGAACGGACUGGAGAUCGUGUCCAACACCGAGGUGUGGGAUUUGCGAACAUUUCACCUGCUGCGAACAGUUCCGGCACUGGACCAGUGCUACGUCAAGUUUUCCCCGCAGAAUGUGAUUUACGGUAUCUGUCCGGAGCUGGAGACGGAAACGAAUGCUGAUAAUGUGUUCUUCGAAUCGAGCUUUAAGGUACUGGACGGUUACGAUUACUCGAGCAUUUCGACGGUGGACGUGAAGCGGAACAUCUACGAUCUGGCAAUCAACAUGUACGGCAGCCAGAUUGCAAUCGUGGAGAAUCAGGGUGGGUUCAAUUCGGUCCAGGAAUCUGUGGUAAGGAUCUACAGCGUUGGGCGUAAAAAGAACACCGAGGACGAUGCGGAAGAAGAGGAAGAGGAGAUGGAAAACUCUGAGGACAAUUCGAUGUCGGAGACGGAGUCGGUCGUAUUUCACGGCGCUCGCGGAGAGAACGGUGGUCAGCGUCGUCGGCGGAGACGGGGAAUGCGUUUCAAUGUACUCGAUGAUGACGAUGAUAUUUUCCAACCAGGUUCUUCCUCGUCCAGCGAGGACGACGACGAUGAAGAUGAUGACAACGACAACGACGAGGAUGGCGGUGAUGGUGGCGAUGGCGACGGGGACGAUGAUAACGACGGCGAGGACGACGACGGUGCCAAUAACAAUGACGACGAAGCCGAUGAGGAGGAUGCUUCCUCGUGGACCACUACCUCCGAUCUGGAGGACUUUUUGAUGUUAUAGAAGGGCGAUGUGGGACGGAGAACAUAGGAGGAAAUGUCUGCCAAAAAGUGAGUCAGUCGCUUAUUAUCAAUCGUACUACGUUUGUCUGUAAAUAAGUCACGUAACAAGAGAGAGAGUGAGAGAAAGAGAGAAAAAGCUUCGCCUAAGCUAAUACAAUUGCACAGAUUUGGCUUAUAGUUACUAAAGAGACCAUCAUACGGCUACCGCGUUAAGCUGAUAGAAAUUGUUACAAAAUCAUAUUUGUUAGAGCAUAAAAUGGUAAUAUAAUUUUAACCUGCUGUCUGGUUUCGCAACAAUUGCUUCUUGGCUAAUAAAAUUCUUUAGUGUUCUUGCUGUGUUUAUUUUCUGUAUUUAAUUUUCUCUUGCAAACGUUUUCAUCUCGAGCUGAAAUCUGGUAGCUGCUGAGGCGGAGUCCAAACAAGUAUCGUGUGUUAAAAGGAAAUUUUUUGUACAUUUACAAUAGUUUUUAACAGGAAAAAUAAACCAAUUGAUAUUUGAA